Messenger RNA from Leishmania mexicana MHOM/GT/2001/U1103, 3768 nucleotides. RefSeq lists its product as hypothetical. The transcript has a single exon. NCBI's taxonomy places the organism in Eukaryota, Euglenozoa, Kinetoplastea, Trypanosomatida, Trypanosomatidae. The coding region runs from base 1 to 3768 and encodes 1255 amino acids. Gene Ontology annotation, cellular component: nuclear cap binding complex. The record is from RefSeq and is a predicted model, not a curated record.
AUGUCGUCGCAUAAUAGUUUCCAUGGCGCCGACGCUGGGCGUGAGCACUCGCUCCUGCUAGUAUUGCAAGCCACGGUGAAGAACUCACUGUGGCACUUGGCCUUCUUCCCCGCGCUGCGGCCCAGUUCGCACAUUGUGUCAGCUGUCAAAGCGCAUUCCUCGACGUCGUCAGCAGCGGCGGAUAACAGCGUGGUUGUCUGUGCCCUUCACAGCCUGGCGUUGUUGGAGGCUGCGGGUUACACGGAGGCUGGCCACACGGCUCGGCGGCUGUGGCGAGCGCACACCUCUGUCUCAGCAUUUUCUCCAUCUCAACACCUCAUGUCCACGGAGCAGUGGAGCUGGGUCGACAAGCUGCGCGUCACGGUGCUUCAUCAUGCAGAGGUUCUCUCCUCCACACUCGGCAGCGGAGGAGGUGUACUGGCCACUGUGCUGGCAGAGGUGCAGCAGUUGAAUAAGCAGGAUAAACAGAUGACGGCGUGCGACACACUCUUUUCGGAGCUGACUCACGACUACCUCGAGCACAUCGCAGCCGCGACCUCGUCGGUGAGCACAAUACACGCGUCUAAGCCGGCUGCUUCAACAGAAUCGCAACUUGGAGUCCCGCGGCGCCGCACAACUUCGAUCUUCCAGUACGAAGCUCUGCCCUCACAGGCAGCGGCGGCGGCGACAUCGGAGCUGUCGGCGGCUGCGGUGCGGCAGCAACGGCAGUGGUACGAAGCACGCCUGUACGCCGCUGUUGCGUGUAGCACAAGCAUCUCGGUCCCUGGACCGCUAGCAAGACUCCUUGUUGCCUACGCCCAUCAAGGCGAUCAUCGACUGCAAGUUGCAGCAGGCGCGAACCUCGAGUGCUACAUUGGUGGAGAUCAUAAUGGCAAAAGGACGAAGGAGGGGGGCAACGCAGCCUCAGUCACGAGCGUGGCCCCCGAUACUGCGGCUGCAGCCCUUGCUCGAGUGCGCCUCAGCGGCGUGGUGGCUGGUGUCGUGGAGUAUGCACUGUGCGUGGCUCGGGUGCGCACCGCCGUCGCGGUGGCCGAACUUCGUGCCUCCGCCUCCGCUGUGCACGCGUCACCGGACCAGCCUCCGCCGUGCACGGCGACGGCGUCGUGUGCCGCCGCCCAUGUGCCUCAGAGUGCUGCCCUGCUACUCAGCCUCAUAACGGAAGAGUGCAGCUACUAUCAGCAAACAGCGCCGGCCGGUACCGGCGGCAGGGAGGUGGGGGUCACCGCAGCGGUGCUGCACGCCGUGCAAGAGCUGCUCUUCACAAUUGUUCUUGGGAGCGGCACGCAGGACAUGCGCAACAGGCCUGAGCCGCCAGCCCCGCCGAAGAGGCCAGGCGCAGAUGGAGGCGGUGGCGCCAGCGUGACGCCAGCGGUGAUGGCAAUGUCAACCACCCGCGGCGUGACACUGCCGGAGGCGGAUGCCAUCUCGGAGGAGUUUUUCCCUGCCCUCGUGCAGCAGCUCGGUAUGGAGUGGGUGUGGUCGCCGCUGCUGCGGCACUUGUCGAGCCUAAACAAGCUCCAGGUGUCCGAAGAGGCAGUCGACGCGCGAGCAGGCUCGGCGCCCGCGUCAUUUCUGAGCGUGCGGUGGAGCAGCCACGUCCUCAUGGACACCAUUCUUCUGUCCCUCGCCCGAAAGACGUAUCCGCAGCGUCUCCUAAACAUUCUUCCCGGCAGCUACGAGCGUCUACUCAGCAGCCUAGAUGUACUGCCCCGAAUGCAUCCGCAGGGCGACGACGGUGGCGAUGCCGGCAAGGAUGACGCGGCGCGCCGUGCGAGUGGUCCGUUGCUGUUCGACAUGCCCGCCUACUACGCUGAGCCGGCAUCUGCGUUGGUUGCGUACUUUCAGCGCGCCGGCGUGUCUGGGUUGCGAAUAGAAGAAACGGAGCGCAUCCUAACGACUGCCACAAGUAUACAUGCAAUGGUCGUGCGACUCAGAGCACAGGCGCCCUCGAGGCAUGACGUGGGCGGGCGCGAGGACGGCGCCGAUGAUGGAAGUGACGAAGAGCUGGACGGCAACGGUAACAGCCGCGUUGCCUCUUUUUACCACCAUAAUAAAAGGAGAGCCACGACGCACGCCUACGCGCUGACACACGAGCGUGUUCAGCAUCUUAUCACGCGCUAUCAGGGUGAGGUGCUCCUUGCCGCUGUCGUUGUGCACACCCAGUUGCGCGUGCCGAGCCAUGUGCAGCAACUGAUGCGCGUGCUUGCGCCGCUAUUCUUGAAGAUACACCUGGCAUGGCGCACCCAUCACGACGGCAGCAGUGCCUCCUGGCUACUUCAACCUCGCACAAACCCCAGCGUGACAGGUAGGGGACCCAGCGCCGCGCGCUUCAGCGCAGAAGCGGCGGUGCUGCUGGAUGAAGUGGGGUACGAGUUUUAUCCCCUCGAGUGGUUGCCCGCUGCGUUGGCCGCAAGCACCGCAACAAGCGACUCAUCUGUCGAGCGCCUCGCCUUCCCCUACUCUCUGUUGGCCGCUGUAGGUCACCAGUUUCAGCUCCAACUCCGCGGCACCCCACUGGGGAGCAGCGGAGACGUCACCCUUCGCCACCCCGCUGGUCCUCGGACGUCCGCCGUGAUGCCGUCGGUAGGCGGAGCGGCUCUCAUUGCCAGCUGCAGAGGUGCGGACGAGGAGGAGACGAAGACCACUGCCGCGGCGUGGCGCAGGACCGAGCGCUUUGUGGCGGGGCUCAUGCAACUCUGCUACCUCGACCCCAAAACAUCCUCGACAGAGCUAGAGGGGACGCUGGCGGUGUCGUCUACCAGACGCGUCUUGACAACGAGCGGCGGAAGUGCCACGCUGAGUUCUAGUGGCGGCGGUAACUCAGCCCUUGGCGUUUGUGGCAGUGGGGCGAGCGUGAUUGCAGCGGCCGAUGUCGCAUCACACCGUCUAUGCUCCCUGCUGCUGCAGCCGGCGGUGAUGGACGCCAUGUGGGGCUCAAUGGAGAACACUGCUAUCGCCAAGGGAAACGGGGCGUUGCAGCGUUACGCCGAGCGGCGCGAGAAGCGGCCACGGUCGGUGUCCGCCUCAGCAGAGACACAAGAGCACCUUCGAUCGAUGCAGCAGCUGCUGCAGGAGUACGGUGCCGCCUCCUUCGACACAACGGUGGAAGCCGCAGACUUUGCCCUCAUGAUUGCACAGGCCUUUCUGCCUCUCUCUGCCGGCACAAGUGCAUUGCUUUCCUCCGCAUCAGGCAAAACUGGCCCGGUCGCCUCGGCAGGGAAGAAGAGCGAGGCGCUUCUGCGUGCUGGACUGGAGUGGGGUGGCGCGGUGGUGGGACACCCUGCCACCAAGACGAGGGUGCACAUGCAACUUCAGCAGCAGCAGAAGGCAGGUGCCUCAUCGUUUUCGGCGGCGCUUGCGCACGUGUACAACAGCGCCACGGUAGACACGGCGUGGCUCGCGCGGAGCGCACUGCGGUAUGUCCCACAGCGCAUCUGGGAGAAAAUGUGCGCCCAUCGAGCCGAAAGGCUUGCCCUGGUUCAUCGGCACAACAAGUGGGUCUCACGCCUCCUCGGAAAUUCGCCCGCCGCUUCGGAAGCGAAGCAAUGCGACCUUGGCGAUCCCCACCGCAUCGACCCGCUUCUGGUGGAGCAGUGGACACAGUGGGAACGUGUGUUGGAGCAGCUGGGGCUCUCGGGGCACCUUGGAGGCGAUUCAGCCACGACGGCAAGCGCGAUGCCUCACCUAUCAUCGUUCUCAGCAGAGGAUAUCACAUGUGCACAGUGGCUGUGGUACUCGCCGUACUUUGCGGCAGAGAUGGCGCUCUAA